Alosa sapidissima (American shad) is the source of this 1841-nucleotide messenger RNA. RefSeq names its product B-cell receptor CD22-like. Gene Ontology annotation, biological process: cell surface receptor signaling pathway. NCBI's taxonomy places the organism in Eukaryota, Metazoa, Chordata, Actinopteri, Clupeiformes, Clupeidae. The transcript is spliced from 8 exons. Gene Ontology annotation, molecular function: transmembrane signaling receptor activity. Bases 27 to 1841 code for a protein of 604 amino acids. The record is from RefSeq and is a predicted model, not a curated record.
CUUUCUCUCUGUCUACUACUCCUCCCAUGUUCUCUGUGGGGGAGGAAGGAGGUGGUUUGUCUUUGGCUAGUGUCUUUUGCUCUCAUCACACUCUACCAUCUCAGUCAAUCAGUAACCGGACGACACACAGCAUGGAGCUCUCUACUCUGGGCCUGCUGCUCUUGCUGAUCUUGUGUUCCUACUCUGGACAUGCAGCAGGGGAAGAGACUCCCAAAGCUGUUCUGGUGCUGGAUCCUGUCCAAACACAGUUCUACACUGGAGAGUCUGUCACUCUCAGAUGCGACAUAGAGGGGCAGGACACCUCAGGAUGGCGUUUCAUCUGGUGCAAAGAUGGUCAAAUUUACUACCCACAAGAAGCCUGGAGAGUCUGGAAUGAAUACACAGUGCAGCCCCUGCAUGUGUCCCAUAGUGGUGACUACACAUGCUCUGGUGUCAAAAAUAACACACACAGCAGAGUGAGUGAGGGAGUGAAACUGCAAGUAUUAGAUCUGCCCACAGCUGCAGUAACUGUAGUGUCUCCUCAGCCUCCCUUCUAUCCUGGAGAUACAGUCACUCUGAGGUGUGAUAUAGCAGAACACACACACUGGGGUCAGUAUGACUGGUAUAAAGACAGUGACCAGAUAUCCAGCCAGAACAGGAAGACCAUCACCAUCUCUCUUCCUGAUGAUGCUGGCCAUUACACAUGCAAAGGACAUGGAGGAAUUCGGCCGAGGAAUUCUCAGAGCAGUACAUCUUUCUCUAUCAGUGUCACAGAUCUGCCCACAGCUGCAGUAACUGUAGUGUCUCCUCAGCCUCCUUUCUAUCCUGGAGAUACAGUCACUCUGAGCUGUGAUAUAGCAGAACACACAGACUGGUAUCAGUAUUACUGGUACAGAGGUAGUGAUUGCAUUCACCAAUGGAAUAAACAAUCCACCACCAUCUACCUCCCUGAUCGAGCUGGCCAGUACCACUACACAUGUGAAGGCACUAGAGGAAAAAGACCUAAGACCUCCCAGAGUAGUACUCCAGUCUCUGUCAGUGUAAGAGCUUGUCCAGAGCCUGAACUGACAGUACAAACCAGUCAUGUGUUCACUGGAGAAACAGUCACUCUGACAUGUGCAAUACAGCCUACAAGACACUGGACAUAUGUGUGGUAUAAACAUGGGUUGUAUUUAUUUAAAACCUCUGAGACAAACACCUACACCAUCAGCAGAGCCACUAUGUCUGACCAGGGGGAGUAUAUGUGCUAUGGACUGAGAGAGAGUAGUGGGACAUAUUCACCUCAGAGCAAUACUGUUCAGAUUACAGUGGAAGAGCUGCCUUUGGCUACAGUGACUGUAGAGCCCAAGAGUCCUGUGUUCACUGGAGAGAUGGUCACUCUGAAGUGUGUGAUGGAGUCUCUCAGUGGCUGGACAUAUAAGUGGUAUAAGGGGCCCAGCAGAACCCCAGUGUCUGAGGGAAACACCUUCACCAUCAGAGGAGCUGCAGAGUCUCAUAAGGGCCAGUACUGGUGUCAGGGGGAGAGGAGAGACAGACCCACAGCAUCACAACCAAGCAGGAAAAUAACUCUUGAUGUUAAAGCAUCAAAGCCCAAAGUCACAUUAAGUCCAGACCACCAGCUCCUCACAGGAGACUCAGUGACUCUGAGAUGUGAGUUGUUGGGUGUUUCCUCUGGUUUGGUGUUCUACUGGUACAGAGACACACAGACCUCUGAUCCUGUGGCCCAGACUGAUGGAAACUCCUACAGCAUCAGCUCUGUUAAAGUCUCUGAUGGAGGACAGUACUGGUGCAGAGCUGGGAGAGGAGACCCAGUCUUCUAUACUCAAUAUAGUGAUGCAGUUGAGAUCAAGUGUAUAGGUUAG